Molecule: messenger RNA, 969 nt
Organism: Amborella trichopoda
Lineage: Eukaryota; Viridiplantae; Streptophyta; Magnoliopsida; Amborellales; Amborellaceae
Product: proline-rich family protein
Biological process (GO): regulation of protein complex stability
Cellular component (GO): chloroplast thylakoid membrane
Source: RefSeq, a predicted model, not a curated record
AAAUAAUUAUUUUUUUUAUUCAUAGGGAUUUUUUGGAACUUCUUUUUCAAAAACCCAUCUUUUGCCCUUUUUUUUUUCUUGUUCCACUGGUUUGAUGGCUGCUUCUGCACAAUCUCUUUUUUCUGCAAAUUUUCAUGUUUUUUCCAACAAUGGAAUUAUUCAAAAAUUUCAAAAAGUAAGGAAAAAUGGUGGCAAUUUCGUUGUGAAGGUUUCUUCUGAUUCAGCAGAUGACUGCAAUGUGGAAGAAUGUGCACCAGAUAAAGAGGUGGGGAAGGUAAGCAUGGAAUGGCUAGCCGUGGAGAAAACAAGAGUGGUUGGAACAUAUCCUCCAAAAAAAAAAGGUUGGACUGGUUAUGUUGAGAAGGAUACUGCUGGCCAAAAAAACAUCUACUCUGUUGAGCCAACAGUUUACAUAGCAGAGAGUGCAAUCAGUUCUGGAAGUGCUGGGACCUCUUCAGAGGGUGCUGACAACACAGUGAGAAUUGCUGCUGGCUUGGGCCUACUCUCGCUAGCCGCUGCUUCCUCCAUACUCCUUCAAGUUGGAAAGACCACUCCACCUCAAAUUCAGACCUUAGAAUAUUCUGGCCCUUCUCUCAGUUACUAUAUCAACAAAUUCAAGCCACCUGAAGUUGUUCAGGCAUCAGUUCCCUCCGAAACUCCAACAAUCACAUUGCCAGAAUCCUUGCCGGAAGCCUCACCGGAAACAAUACAGGCUCAAGUGGUUCCAAGCACAGGGAUGAAAACACCAAGUUCAAUUGUCAACUGAUUGAGCUUCACUGGAUUAUAGAACCAGUAUUUACACGGCCAUGUUUUUGCUUCAUUCUCUUAUGUAAUCAUCUAUUUAUAGAGUAGUUUCAAAGUUUUUGUUGCGUUAAGAUUUGCAUCAGUCAAACCCAUGUUUUGCUUGAUACUACUCGUUCUCUAUUUGUUUAUUUAUAGAGUAAUCUACAGGUUUUUAUUGUGUUAACA